CCACGCCGUCCGUCUCCAGGGCAACCCGGCGCCUCCUAGCAACCGCCCGCCCCGCUAUGGCGGCCGCGGGUCCCAGCGUCUUCCUGCUCAUGGUCAACGGGCAGGUGGAGAGCGCCCAGUUUCCUGAGUAUGACGAGCUCUACUGCAAGUACUGUUUCGUGUACGGCCAGGACUGGGCCCCCACGGCGGGGCUGGAGGAGGGCAUCUCACAGAUCACGUCCAAGAGCCAAGAUGCACGGCGCGCGCUGGUGUGGAACUUCCCCAUCGACGUCACCUUCAAGAGCACCAACCCCUGUGGCUGUGAGACCGGAGAACAGCAGAGCUCCAGAGAUGUCGCGGCCCCGGGAGUACUGCUGAUUCCAGCACGGGUGACUGUCAUGCUGCUCAGGGCUUUCUGGGCCGCGGGCCCAGGAACCAAGGAGACCUUGCAACCCCGGCCGAGACUGCAGAGCUCUGUCCCAGGACAGGAGACGCGGGAGACCGGCCCGCAGCGGCCUGCAGCCCAGCUCCCCACAGCCCCACCCCAGACAUGGUGCAAAACCUCCACAAACUGCGUCUGGCGGGGCCCAGAAGAUGACGUGUCACCAGCAAGGGGAGUUGAAUCAGAAGUAAUAAGUUCGUGUAGUGUCUGAAGUCAGUGAGAUUUACUGCACUGAGAAGAAAAAAGUCACCAUCAUCCCCAUCAAUGGAGAUGUGAUAAAAUGCAGCACGCAUUCGUGAUAAAGCUGCAGCAAACCAGGAGUAGAAGGAAACCUGCUAACCUGAUGAAGGCGACCCUCAGAAACUCGGAGCAGGCUCCGCUUCCCAGUGAGGUGUCAGGAGACUCCUCUCCGAGAUCAGGGUGCGUGCUGUCGCCACCAACACUGUGCAGCUCGGAGGUGCAAGAGUUAGAGUCACGUCACCUGCCAUUACUCACGGUGACAUGCUGAUGUGGAAUUUCCGAAACAGCCGACAGUAAAUGAUUCAUCAGUGGGCAUGACUGCCAAAUACAAGAUGAGUACAAAAAUCAGCUGC
Hippopotamus amphibius kiboko is the source of this 1014-nucleotide messenger RNA. RefSeq names its product B9 domain containing 1 (gene B9D1). The coding region runs from base 57 to 632 and encodes 191 amino acids. Gene Ontology annotation, cellular component: MKS complex. The record is from RefSeq and is a predicted model, not a curated record. Gene Ontology annotation, biological process: cilium assembly. Lineage: Eukaryota; Metazoa; Chordata; Mammalia; Artiodactyla; Hippopotamidae. The transcript has 4 exons.